Molecule: messenger RNA, 597 nt
Organism: Ostertagia ostertagi
Lineage: Eukaryota; Metazoa; Nematoda; Chromadorea; Rhabditida; Trichostrongylidae
Source: the annotation of a GenBank genome assembly
AUGGCACUCAAACUCUUCACUUCAAACACAGGCAGAGAGAAAGCUGCUAUAUUUGACGAUCCAACUUUUGCUCUUAUCUGCUACUAUUUUGCUAUGGAUCUUCGAAGCAGCAAAACGCAAGGUGGAAAAGGCCAGCAAAAUGGCAGCAAACCGAUGGAAAUGGUGCUCCCAAAAGAACUCCAGAAACAAGUCGAGGAGAUCACGAAAUCGAGUCGAGUCACGGAGGGCAUCAAGAAAGUAAUCAACGCUAUCACUCAAGAAUUACAGUCUCUUCGCCUUGAAAACCAAGGGCUCAGGCAAGAGUUGGAGAAUAUUCGCAACACAAUGCCCCGUGAAAUGUCGAUUUCCAAUAGCCAUAAUAACAGCGUAUCUGAAGUUCAGAGGCCAGCGACUUCUGGUCAUGUUCCUCCCACAAUUCCAUACUACACGAUGAUGUCACCAGUUCUUAUAUGGUUCGCCAUACGAUGGUCACAGCAGCUGAAAGUGACAAAGUUGAAGAUGCUCACCAAAUCUCAUUCAAAGGAAAACGAUAGCGUAGAAGAGCUCGCGGGCAAAGAGGCUGGUGUCACCCCUCCAGUUCACGAAGAAUUCGCGUAG